Orbicella faveolata is the source of this 4440-nucleotide messenger RNA. RefSeq lists its product as uncharacterized. NCBI's taxonomy places the organism in Eukaryota, Metazoa, Cnidaria, Anthozoa, Scleractinia, Merulinidae. The record is from RefSeq and is a predicted model, not a curated record.
UUACGAUAUGGGAUUUGUACCAUUCAACGACAGGGUCCACGACAAUGGUCGGAGGGGAGUUCAUGGCACAAGAGUCCACAAAAGAGUCAUUCUACGAGGAGGUGAUUUCUAAGGGAAAAUUCCUGGCCAAGAACGAUCUUAACUGCAAUAUAGAACUCCAAGAAAGUCAUGUUACUGCUUCGCAAGAGAAACAAGUGAAGUCGGCGAUGCCGAGUGAUGCUAAGGACGAUCAUGGAGGAGCUAUGGAAGACUCCGAAAACAUUUACGAGAUUAUACCAGGGGAUACUGCCCCGCAAAACAAGGAGUAUGGUCCAGUGAUUCGUUCUAUGAGCUUUGGAAGUUCAACCGCGAAGAAAGAAAACCUUCGAAGGAAGUCAGAACUGCUAACAAAAGCUUUGAACGAAUCAAAUUCUGCGCCGCCAUCUCCGUCGCAUUCUACUCUAGAUCUGAACUCCACGCAGUAUGCCGAAAUCAUUCACACCAACAAGGUCACAGACUUUGUUCCUUCGAGACCGACACGGGAGUCGCAAAAUCCCAUCCUCAGGCAAGACUUUUCAGGCAAUCUCUCCUUCGUGCCGAACCUGCGAGAUUUGCGCAAGCACCUCACAGAAGUUUCCCAAGAUCGCUACCUCGAGCAACGCGGUGCAAAAACAACGCCGUCCACGACACCGGAGUGUAUUCGAAAACCCAGCGAAUCAAGUCAACGUUCAUCGAGUAGCGUUUCCUCCAAAAAUUCACCGAAUCCUUCUCCGCGUUCAAAAGAGUCGCCAGGACCUCUCUAUGCUAAUAUGGAGUUCGCAUUUGUAGACGACGACAAAGGUUCGCGCCGUAGCUCCGGCAGUAGCAUUAGCGUCAACGAACGCCAGAGCGUCAGUAGCACAGAGGAUGCCAACAGAGACACGGAGGAUUCCCGUUAUGAGAAUAUGAAGGGCUUGAUAACGCACGAGUCAGGUCGACCGGGACAAGGCAGCGCGCCAGUAGAUAUCGUAUACAGUGAUUUGCACUUCCACGAAUCUCGUCGAUCGCGAAUACCGCGACUCAAACUCGACAAGACUGUAUCAACGCCUGCAAGUGGCACACACGAGAAACUCAGCGUUGAGACGAGAUCUCGCUCACUGCCGGGUCAAUCAAACCUGAAACUUUCUCCGCACAAAGACGAAUUAAGCGAUCCAAGACCUAAGAGCAAAAGCCUCGGAAAACUAAGUGGCGGCGCGCUCGGAUUUUAUGUGGCGCGUUUUGUAAAGAGAACGACUGUCCAAAGGUCGAACACAAAGACUCUGCAAGCGACUAUUCAUGACAUUGUAUCUAAAACUAAAGUGGAAGACUGUUCCUCGGUUAAUGUGGAGGUUACAUCGGACAUGAUGCGAAUCAGCACCAAUUGCUCGCCUUGGGAAGUGAUCGCGAGUUUUGAUGUGGAAAAUAUUGGUGUUAUUGAUCUGUUUGAGCAAGACCCUACAACCCUGGGAGUGAUUGUGUGUACACCGGAAGCGGACGCCGAAUGCUAUGUGAUCUGCUGUCCCGAUGCGCAACUCAUUUGCGGUGCUGUGAAGAACGCGUUUAAUUCCUCAAACUCAAAGAGUUUUAGAGUUCCAGUCUCUACACCAAUGGGACCAGAGAGCUGGUUAGGAGAAGAUGACGUCACUACAUUUUCUGGUGUCUCCUAUCUUGGUGCUCUCAAGGUGAAAAAAUCUUAUCUGCUUAUUAACGAGAGCAUCACUUCGCUGCUGGAGAAGGCACAUCCCAAAGAAUUCAAAAAUGUCUUUCUUGAAGUACAUCCCGAACAAAUACGCAUUAUAGAUGCUCAGGAUAACAAAAUUCUCCAUCAACAUACAAUCCCGUGGAUCUUGCUGCUCGGAGUUUACGAGGAAGACACUCGGCUCUUCGGCUACAUCGUGUCGGAAGCACGACAAGGGGAAAAGACCCGGAUGUUCUGUCACGCAUUCCGUUGUAGCCGAAUCACCUCGUCGGUCGCUGCAACCGAGGCUAUCCGGCUUGGUUGCCAGGCCACGUAUUCGGACCGCAGGGACUCGGUUCGAUCGUCCAGGCGGAUCUCGUUCAUUUCAAAUGCCUCUAGCUGCAGUAGUUCCCAGGGCAGCUCAUCAUCUCCUCCUCCUCCAGAGAAUUUUGGUACUUUGGCCGAGGAAGAUGAAAACAGGCAGCUAGAUUCCAAACAAGAAAAGCCUAAACACAAAGAAAAAGAGGCGAGUAAAAGCAGCAUGAAACUAAAACGUUUUGCGUCCAUGCCGCAUUUAAUUCGCUCAACUUCCAAGAAAGACAAAGAGCACAAAAUGGAGCAGGACAUGGGAAAGAACACGAAAAAUUUUAGAACAGCUUCCGUCAGCUCUGUUGGUGCGGACGAUGUUUUUGACAGCACUUGGGAAAUUGUGCCGGAAGAGAAGGUUUACAAUUUCAAUGCGACCUAUCUUUGUUCUACAGUCGUCAACCCACCGCUGAGACCAAAACAUUUGCGUGAAUGUGUUAAACAAUACCAAAAACAACAGGCCAAAUCGCUGAAAAAAUUCGGCAAGGAACAGCCGUCCAGUGAAGUUGUACUGUUAGUGUCCGUAGACGGGGUUCAAAUGACGAACUCGCGGGCUGAGAAGGAAGAACAAGGAAUGUUUUUCCCUUUCAACUCUGUAAGCAAUGCCAUGGCUCACCCAGAAAGCCCAGAAUACUUCGCGUUCGCUACCAUUGUGACGGGAGACUCGAAACACAAAUGCCACUUGUUUCGGCAAACAAAAGUUCCGUCUGAAGAGUUGGUUGAGAGCUUCCAAGCAUUCAUGUGAAAAACAAGAAUCGCGGGACAACUCCUUAUAACGGAUGUCAAGAUAUUGUUACAUGCUUGCAAUGGUGUGUUAUCUAUAGUGUCCGUGACACAAAUUUAAAGGAGUUACGUCACGGUUUGCGCAUUUUCUAAUGUUUGGCCUAAAUUUUUCAAGUUUGCCAUUUUGUAUUUCGUGUUUUUCUUCUCUAUCCUCAACUAUUCUUGUUUCUUUAUGGUUUAUUAUUAUCUCUUUGGUGUUUUUCUAUCCUAGUUAACUACUUUCAGGUUUCCUGCAAUGUAAGACAAUUGUGUGUUUUGGCCAAAAUAACUCAAAAUGCCGUGACUGAGCUCCUUCCAGCAUUAAUCCGUAUUAGCGGAAGUUUCGACCAUAGACCAGUGUCCGUAAAACGGGCUCCUGAGGUUUUACAACGUUAACAUUUCUUAAUUCAUACAGUACACGCCCAUUGAACUCAAAAAACUAAUCAUAAACACGACCUGAGUAAGGAGAAUCCAAACCGAAUCGCAAAGCAUACGCUAGCCUCGAUUUCCGCCGCUCUCUCGAGUUGGAUCUACGUUUCUCCCCGAGAGGAGACAGCAAAGGAUCGCGGGCUCCUUUCCUGAACAGCGGCUGGCAAUCUUGCCUAAGCAUAGAUUUGAUUGCUCGAAACAGUGAGAACAGGAGAAAUGUCAUUCGCCUUGUCAUACUUCCCAAAGGUUCGAUAAAAUGACUGAAAGAGAUCUGAUGAUCUGAUGCUUAAUCAUUUUCGAAAGUCAAAUUACAAAAAGGCAGUCUGCGCUAGCGAUCGUAUCAAAGCCAUAUUCAGUUGGUAUACCUAGUCCCGUCUGCAUGUGAAAUAAUCACUUUCCUGACCCACCCAACCCAUUAAGGUUUAGUUUUUAAUUAAUUCUGCGUAUUUUAGCCAUACAUAAAUCUCCUAUAACGUAUAUUCUAUAACACUUCGGAGAUAUAACCGCAGAGAAGCACGGAUUGAAUUUUCACCUUCACGUCACUAUUUUUGGUGUCGACAAAGAUGAGCGAUUUUGUUGUUUUAGCCAGCAGCUACCCGCUAGUAAUCUAAUUAACGAUAUAUAACGUCCUCAGACAGAUUUUAGUGAUAUCAACAAAAAUCGCCGGCAAUUUCUAAUUUUUCGUAAAACUGAACCAGGUCAACAAGCUGCCGCUGAAAAUGGUAAUCUCAAGGCAUCCAGUUAUUUUCACUACUUAUUUUCAUCAACAGUUAAGUUAUGAAGUAAUAUAUUUCUGGCCAUGCGUAAUACCGCUUUUUUGACACAAAACACCAUUAUCACUAACAAUUCCUUGCUUAUAUUGUAAAUAACGAAUUUUGGUUAAUUUAUUUGAGCCUUGGAAUAAUUUAAAAUUAGUGAAGUGAGAUGUAAUUAUAAAUCAAUUCCAGCAAUGUGCAAUUGUUUUUUUGCUGCCUACGAAAAGAGAAACUCGUGAAAUUGAACUGUAGUGUUUUCGCUGUUAGAUCGCUGGACAUUGAUCAGUGAAAAAUGUAUUUAAUUUUUUUAUCAGUGUAUAUCGAGAACGACAUGAUUUAUGACUCAAUCAUGAAUGCUGUGAUAUCACAAAGUGUUCGCCGUGGGCAAUUAUUUUUGUAACUGUCUAAUUAAGACAUUGUCAUGACAGAGAAAGUUGGUACUUUUACUUGCAA